GCGCUGGUAGGGGGAAAAAAACGGUGCCUGAGCCCGUACUGAACAACUGGAACCAACUCAUCCUUUUGUGACGUAAUCAGAAAUGGGACGCAGAAAGUCCAAGAGAAAGCCACCACCCAAGAAGAAAAUGACGGGUAACCUGGAGACCCAGUUCACAUGCCCGUUCUGUAACCACGAGAAGUCCUGUGAUGUCAAAAUGGAGCGAACGCGUAACACGGGAAUUAUAUCAUGUACUGUUUGUUUGGAAGAGUUCCAGACCCCUAUAACCUACCUGUCAGAACCAGUGGACGUUUACAGUGAUUGGAUUGAUGCCUGCGAAGCAGCUAAUCAGUAGCUGGGUUUUUUUCUGUGGCUCACUUCCCGUCCAACCUCACACUCACCUACAUUCCACCCCACUGUUGCCCACUUCACCUGGAGUGUGUCCAGAUAGCACAACCUCUAGUAAAACCUCUAGAAAACAGCAGACCCCUUUAAUUAAUCUCAAAAUUAGACUUUUUAUUGUCCUUUGACAUAUUUCUUUAUUUUGCUAUAUUGUAGUUGGUUGGGUAUAACAUGUUUUACUGGAAGGGCCAAUGUUUUGUCAUUUGUUUCUGCAGGACGUCGGUUCACCUACUUCACAGUUCUUCACACAAGGAUUUCCAUAUCCAUACAGCCAUUAUCCAAACUGCAUAUCCUGCUCUCAGGGUUGCGGGGACGCUGGAGCCUAUCCCAGCAGUCAUUGGGUGGCAGGUGGGGAGAUACCCUGGACAGGCCGACAGGCCAUCACAGCAGUGGUGCCGGCAGCCGUAAUCCUGUAUGCACUGUGCGUACAUUUUUUGUGAUUUUGUUCGUUUUUUUUUUUUUUCUGUCGCUCACGCCAUUUGACGCAAAUACAUUUGAAGGCUGAUGAUUGGUGUUAACGUCACUGGCUAAAGGCACACAGUGCGUACAGACCCCUGUAUGCACAGUGCAUACAGGAUUACGGCUGCUGGUGCCACUGCAUCACAGGGCCGAAGGAUUUCCAUUUCGGAACUGUGAAUUUAGUGAGAAGUUCAUAUCUGCUGUGUGGGAUACUAUCAUGUUCGCAAGUUUGAGCAUCCUUCAGAUUUGUAAUUUGACACACUACUGGUUGUAUAAAAGCUUCUUUGGGGAUGGCCAACUGAAGGAUAGAUGGCUGCAUGGAGAAAAUGCCAUGAUUUUUCUAGGUUGUUGGAGGGUUGUAUGGCGUAGGCAAGGCUGUGUUUUCGGUUUUUACCGAUUUUCAACGAACAAUACCCGGAUUUUUUUAAUAGGAGCAGAUCAGAUUAAACUGAUUUUCACCCAGAUUUUAUGUUCCCACUGAUUAUUUUCACUGAAAAAUACCGUAAAAAUAAACACCGAUAACUUCCCGGAUUUUUUUUUUCUUUUUUUGAAAAAUAAAAACUGAAAACGCUGAGCCUUGGGCGUAGGUCAUCGCAGUACAUUCCAUUGGUACAUAUUUGAACAUCCUUUUUUUUCCCACUUUUUUAUAGUUUUCAUCCCUAGUGAUAAUGUAAGUUUUAUCAAUUUGUUGACAUUUCCCCCCAAGUUUCACUGCUGACACUCAUCUUCCUUUUUGGUCCAGCAGAUGUAGAUAUUUUUAUUGUUUUGAAGUAUCCCUUUAGAUAUUUUCCUCAUUUUUUUAUCGCAGUCAUGUAAUUUGUAUGUGAAACUACUCUUGAAAUUAAAACCCGUACUUCACCUCUUAU
Molecule: messenger RNA, 1706 nt
Organism: Lampris incognitus (smalleye Pacific opah)
Lineage: Eukaryota; Metazoa; Chordata; Actinopteri; Lampriformes; Lampridae
Gene: elof1
Product: elongation factor 1
Exons: 4
Coding region: 83-334 (83 amino acids)
Biological process (GO): transcription elongation by RNA polymerase II
Cellular component (GO): transcription elongation factor complex
Molecular function (GO): RNA polymerase II complex binding
Source: RefSeq, a predicted model, not a curated record